This is a messenger RNA of Coregonus clupeaformis (lake whitefish), 648 nucleotides long. Its product is annotated as C-X-C motif chemokine 11-1-like. Lineage: Eukaryota; Metazoa; Chordata; Actinopteri; Salmoniformes; Salmonidae. Gene Ontology annotation, biological process: cellular response to lipopolysaccharide; inflammatory response; neutrophil chemotaxis. Gene Ontology annotation, molecular function: CXCR chemokine receptor binding; chemokine activity. The record is from RefSeq and is a predicted model, not a curated record. Bases 136 to 438 code for a protein of 100 amino acids. The transcript is spliced from 4 exons. Gene Ontology annotation, cellular component: extracellular region.
UCUAUUCCAUUCACAACUUCCAUCACUUCUCUCCUCCAUUCACAACUUCCAUCACUUCUCUCCUCCAUUUAAAACUUCUAUCACUUGACUGAGCUGUCCGUCCAGACUCUUGAAGAAACUGAAGAAGCAGUGUCCAUGACCAACACAAUGACAUCAACGGUCCUCAUCAGCUUCCUGGCCUGUCUGAUCCUGGUCAAUGUUGAAGGCCAGGUGGGUCAUUCUAAAUCUCGGUGCCAGUGUCUGAAUGGAAUGGUGAACCGUGUAAAACCUCUUCUCAUUGAGAAGCUUGAAGUGUACGCCCCAAGCCACUCCUGCCAGCACAUGGAGAUCAUUGUCACUCUGAAAAACGGAGAAGGGAAAAAGUGUCUGAAUCCAGAGGCUCCAAUUGUCAAGAAUAACAUUGAGAAAUGGAUGAAAAACCAAAGGAGUGUGCAGUAAAUCUGUGAACUAAUGACACCAGUUCCAUUGAGAACUUGAUGGAACAGAGAGCACCAUGAGAGGGUGCUAUUCCUGAGGAAUGACCACAGUUGAGUCAAUGCACUGAAGACUGCCUGAAUAUAUGUUUACACUGUUUAAUGGUAAUUAGAGAGUCUUUUUUUUUUUUUUUUUUUUACAAAAUUAGUAUAUGUUACACAAUAUGACUUACUA